This is a messenger RNA of Drosophila serrata, 1596 nucleotides long. RefSeq lists its product as uncharacterized. The record is from RefSeq and is a predicted model, not a curated record. NCBI's taxonomy places the organism in Eukaryota, Metazoa, Arthropoda, Insecta, Diptera, Drosophilidae.
UUCCAACACUAUGCUAAAUCUGGGCUAAAACGCGACGAAGGAGAAAAAAAACACAAACAGAACGCGAAAACGGGGAAAAUCGGGAGCCUUGGCCGGCCAAAAGGAAAAUCUCGCCGAGCAGGAGCACCAUGACAUCCAUACUGGACAUGAAGUCCGGCCCGCCCGACUACUGGGCGGAGAUAAGCAACUUUUUCCUGCCGCUGAAAUACCUGAUCACCAACGAGCGAUUCGACGCCCUCGUGCGGGACAUAGACCUGUUUUACCUGAUUAACGGUGUCUUCUGGAUCUUCGUGGCGAUGUCCUGCGGCUUCUGUGGCUUUCAAAGGCUUUUCCAGUUCUUCCUCAAGUCGUCGAAUAUGAAGUACUUUAAGCGAAAGCAGUUUGCCCGUGUCAUCUGGAAUAUUGCAUUCUAUGGGGCCAGCUGCCUGUUUCUGCACUUCUACAACGAGUUCAUCCUUCUGCCGCAAUUGAUGAAGAAUCAAGGACGCUAUUCGCUGUUUUAUUCCUCGGAGAAUGUCAUCUUCUAUCGCUCGAAUCAGACGGAAAAGUUCCAGUUUUAUUCGAUCUUCAUCAUCACGUUCUACCUGCAUGGGGCAAUGCUGGACUUUAAGGAGGCCGAUUUUCUGGAAGUGGGCUCCAAGGGGCUUUACCUGCUGUCACUCAUCGCCAUCGAUGUUUACCGGUAUGAAAACUACUUUGUUGGCUUGAAUCUGACGGUUGGCCUGUACAGCAUACUCACCGAGGUGCUGGCUCUUCUGGUCCUGCCCAGCUCCUAUAGCCACCGGAUUGUAUAUCAAGUGUUCCUGGGCCUACAGAUCGCAGCCUGGGCGCAUGUGUUUGUCAAUCUGGUGCCAUUCAAGUACCUAAUACCCACGCUGUUUGCCAAGAACUUUAAGUUGCCCCUGAAUGUUGCCAUUUGGUUCUGGUAUGGCAUCUCGAUCUGGAACUCACCGGUGUUGCAGUGCUUCUACCAUCAGAUAUAUCACACAUCACCCUCGGAUUGUUCCGGCGAUGGGUCCGCAGCUAAAUGCAUCAUGGUCAAGGACUCGAGCGAAUUCCGGCACUACAAGACCCUGAAGAAGGCCUAUCUGGAGGUAAAGUUGGCCCACGAGAGGAUCAAUGCCCAAUCGCUGUCAACCCAUGAAACCAGUUCAGCCUCGGCCAAAACUUUCCAGGCUAUUAAAUGCGUCAUGAUGCUAAAACGCAAAUUGAAGCGUAUUCGCGAGGGUCGCGGCCAUGAGCCCGAGGACGACACCGAGGAUAUGACUACCACAGAUGCCUAAAUCGAAUUGAGAAAGUUACAUACACACCCAAGACACACAUUUCCUUAGACAAAAAAAAACAACAAAAAAGACACAAAGAUCCUGCUUAGGUUAAAAGAAUCACAAAGAUGAAACUACCUCCAUCCCUGGCUAUAAGAGUAGUGUAUUCUCUCUCUCUAUCUAAUUCUCUCUGUCUCUCUCUUAAUAGACAUAAUGCCGGUUAGAAGUUUAUGCGUGCUUGGUUGUAAAAGAAAAAGACUACUAUACAAUUAUUAGACCCAAAAUCUUCAGCAAUGUCUUCACGAAUUAUACGAGUGAGGCUUAUCUCGAUUAA